Leptosomus discolor (cuckoo roller) is the source of this 1632-nucleotide messenger RNA. The record is from RefSeq and is a predicted model, not a curated record. Lineage: Eukaryota; Metazoa; Chordata; Aves; Leptosomiformes; Leptosomidae.
GAACUUGAGCUCCCGAUGCUGAAAGUGGCAGCAACAGAGAUGGUGUCUGGAGUGUCAGGGGAAUCUGAGCAGAAACUGAGAGAAUUGUUUGAGCAGGCUGUGUCCAGUGCACCGUGUGUCCUUUUCAUAGACGAGAUUGAUGCCAUCACCCCGAAAAGAGAAGUUGCAUCAAAGGACAUGGAGAGGAGAAUUGUGGCUCAGUUCCUAACUUGUAUGGAUGACUUGAAUAACGUGCCUGCCACUACUCAGGUCCUUGUUAUUGGAGCAACUAACAGACCUGACUCACUGGACCCUGCACUGAGGCGAGCUGGGAGAUUUGAUCGAGAAAUUUGUUUAGGGAUCCCAGAUGAAGCAGCAAGAGAAAAAAUUCUUCGGACUUUGUGUCGAAAACUUAAGCUCCCAGAGUGCUUUGAAUUUCAUCAUUUAGCACGGCUGACUCCGGGUUAUGUAGGUGCUGACCUGAUGGCACUUUGUCGUGAGGCAGCUAUGUGCACAGUGAACAGGGUCCUGAUAAAAUCUGAGCAGCAGAAAAGGAAACACAUACACACUGGAGGAAGUGCAGCUGAAGAAAGCAUGGGAAUAGGAACAGACAUCCUGGUGGAAGAGGAUUCCAAACAACUAGAACUUCCUCCUAAGGAUGAUUUGCAGAGACUUUUGGAUUUGCUGAAGAAGCAAGACCCCUUGCCUGAGGAGCAGCUGCAGAAGCUGUGCAUUGAGAUGAAUGAUUUUAUUGUUGCACUGUCAUCAGUGCAACCCUCUGCCAAGAGAGAAGGCUUUGUCACAAUUCCUGAUGUAACGUGGGCAGAUAUCGGAGCCCUGGAGGAUGUUCGGGAGGAGCUGACCAUGGCAAUAUUGGCACCUGUGCGAAACCCAGAGCAGUUUAAAGCCCUAGGCCUGACUACUCCAGCUGGCGUCCUGCUUGCAGGGCCUCCUGGGUGUGGCAAAACCCUGCUAGCUAAGGCUGUGGCGAAUGAGUCUGGACUGAACUUCAUAUCUGUGAAAGGUCCUGAACUGCUAAAUAUGUAUGUUGGUGAAAGUGAACGUGCUGUACGUCAGGUAUUCCAGCGUGCCAGGAAUUCAGCCCCUUGCGUUAUAUUUUUUGAUGAAGUUGAUGCUUUGUGCCCGCGGAGAUCUGACCGUGAAUCAGGAGCCAGUGUCCGAGUAGUUAACCAGUUACUCACAGAGAUGGAUGGUCUGGAGAAUCGUCAGCAGGUUUUCAUUAUGGCUGCCACAAACAGGCCAGAUAUAAUUGACCCAGCUAUCCUGCGUCCUGGUAGACUGGAUAAAACACUCUAUGUGGGUUUGCCACCACCUGAAGACCGACUUGCUAUUUUAAAGACCAUCACCAAAGAUGGUACCCGGCCUCCACUAGAUAUUGAUGUAAGCCUUGAAGAAAUUGCUUACAGUCAACAUUGUGAUUGUUAUACAGGAGCAGACCUUUCCGCUCUAGUGCGUGAGGCUUCAAUUUGUGCCUUGAGACAGGAAAUGACCCUGCAGAAUAUUCAAAGCAAGAAAGGAGAAAUCAAGAUUUCCCAUAAACACUUUGAGGAAGCUUUUAGGAAAGUGAAAUCUUCAGUAUCAAAAAAGGAUCAAAUGAUGUACGAAGAACUGCAUCAGUCACUGUGCAGGUGA